Molecule: messenger RNA, 2000 nt
Organism: Medicago truncatula (barrel medic)
Lineage: Eukaryota; Viridiplantae; Streptophyta; Magnoliopsida; Fabales; Fabaceae
Product: protein NRT1/ PTR FAMILY 2.13
Exons: 4
Coding region: 69-1832 (587 amino acids)
Biological process (GO): transmembrane transport
Cellular component (GO): membrane
Molecular function (GO): transmembrane transporter activity
Source: RefSeq, a predicted model, not a curated record
CUUCACAAUUAUUCACAAGCUUACAAAUUCUACCGAAAACAUCCUUGAGUCUAAAACAAGAAAAAACAAUGAGUAGAGAGUGUUCAAUUCCAUCGCUGAAGAAAAAUUUGCUAGAUGAUGAAGAAAAUCUUCUUGUUGAAUCAAAUCCAAAGAUUCACCAAAGGAAGCCUGCAUGGAAGGCCAUGCCUUAUAUUUUAGGAAAUGACACAGUUGAGAGAUUGGCAACUUAUGGAAUGCAAACAAACUUUGUUGUGUAUUUGAUGAAAGUGUAUAACAUGGAUCAAGUUCUUGCUGCAAAUAUUAUGAAUACUUGGAUGGCUGUCUCCAAUGUUGUUCCUCUCAUUGGUGCCUUUGUUGCUGAUUCCUACUUGGGAAAAUUUCUUACAAUUGCUAUCUCUUCCUUUGCUAGUCUUGUGGGUUUGGUGAUACUGAUGCUAACAGCAUGGGUGCCAGAUUUUCAUCCAGCACCAUGCUCAAUUGACCUGCAACAACUUGGUGUGUGUAAUGGCUACACAAAUUUCCAUCUAUGGUUCUUAAUUUUUGGUCUAUUCUGGUUAUCAAUUGGCACUGGUGGAAUUAGACCUUGCAGUAUUCCAUUCGCAGUCGACCAAUUUGAUUUGACAACUUCUGAAGGAAGACAUGGAAGUAGCAGCUUCUAUAGUUUGUACUACACAACACAGACAAUAGUCAUGUUGAUAAACCAAACUCUUUUGGUUUAUAUUGAGGAUUCUGUUAGUUGGACACUUGGUUAUGGAUUGUUCACUUUGUUUAUGUUGAUUGCAAUCAUAGUUUUCUUUGCUGGUACUAGGGUUUAUUCUUAUGUUCAGCCUGAAGGAAGUAUAUUAUCAAGCAUUGCUCAAGUGUUGGUUGCAGCUAGACACAAAAAACACCAUCAUCUGCCGGAUUUUGAGGACACACAAGAAGCGUUUUAUGAUCCACCUUUCAUGAAUGAUUCAGAAGGAAAACUUCCUCUUACAAAAGAAUUUAGGUGCUUAAAUAAAGCUGCUCUUGUGAUUGAGGAGAAUGAAUUGAACAAUGAUGGAACAAGCAAAAAUCCAUGGAGACUAUGUAGCAUCCAACAAAUUGAAGAAUUAAAGUGCAUGCUUAAAAUAAUGCCAAUAUGGGUAACAAGCAUCAUAGUCAACAUUCCAAUAGGACAACUAACAAUAUUUUCAAUAUCACAAGCCUUAAAAAUGGACAGAAACAUAGGACUCUUCAAUUUUAAUUUUGAGAUACAUGCUGGCUCAGUAACAGUAAUAUCAUUAAUAGCAAUAGGUAUAUUCCUACCAUUCUAUGAUCAAGUAAUUUCACCUUUACUAGAGAAAAUCACAAAACAAGAACAAGGACUCACAUCUCUUCAAAGAAUUGGACUUGGACAUGGUGCUGCAAUUCUAGCAGUAGUAGUUGCAGGAUUGGUUGAGAAAACGAGACGAGAUUUAGCGAUUUCAAUGGGAGAUUCUAACGGUGUUGCGCCUAUGUCGGUAAUGUGGCUAGCUCCUCAAUUCUUGCUUAUAGCAUUUUGUCAUAUUUUUGGAACAGUUGGACACACUGAGUUUUUCAACAAAGAAUCACCUGAAAGCAUGAGAAGUAUAAGCAAUUCUUUGCUAUGUCUUAAUCUUUCAGUUGGUAGUAACCUUAGCACAUUUAUUGUGAACAUUGUGCAUUCUUAUACAGGGAAACAAGGUGAAGCAGAUUGGCUUGAUAGUGAUAUUAAUAAGGGAAGAUUGGAAUACUUUUAUUUCAUCAUUGCUGGAUUGGCAGUGUUAAAUUUAUGCUAUUUCAUAUUUUGUGCUCGUAGAUAUCAUUACAAGUCUACUUCAUUGAAAGGAUGAAAGUGAUUAAAAAUAGCAUACAAUAGUGGAUAAGUUGAAUAUACAUUUUCAAUAAAACUUUCCUUGUAAUACAAUAUACAUAGAUAAAAUUCAGAGUAUUUGAUGUUCAAUGUCUGUUUUCUACCAAUUAUAGCUAUAUGUACUCCCUCAGUCCUUUUUUUUUAUAAG